CUCAUCCGGUGGUUCAAACUCUAGCCGGAAGCUGACCCGUGUUAGCUAGCAGCAGUUUCUAGUUCUGGUUCUGGUUUUGUUUGAUCUUCUUGUCUUCGUGUCUUCGUGUCGUGAUGCCGGCUGAGAAUCUGAGAUGGGAAACUUUAGAGGCUUUAAAAAACUCCCCGAAGGGAAACAUCACAUACGACCCGUUCUGGUCCGAGAGAGGAGAGCAUAUUUUAGCGGGGUGCAAAGAGGCCCUCAGCCUGUCCUCACACUCUGGGGUCAUUCUGGAGCGCCUCAGCUCGUUGCCCCUGCAGAAGUCCUGCUUUCUGAGCUCCAGCUCCGGAGGCUCCAGCCCCGGCCUCUCAGAUAAGAUCUCCACUUCGGCUUCCUCCUCAGGAUCCAUCCCCGACCUCAACGGCAGGCACGCCGCACUUUCUGCUGCCCCGCAGACUGUUAGUGAUGAGGUGAAGGAUGAAGAUCCAGAGGAAGAUAUCAGCGACGUUUCCAGUCCUGUUUCACAACCUGCCAUUUCCCUGCUGUCGCCCAAAGCCAUGGAGAUGGCGGGACGUAUUAUUAAAUUUGAGGAGGAACAGCGAGAAAAGGCCAAGCUGGCGCUCAAACUGCGGCAGGAGAUGCAGGAGAGGCUGGUGGCGGCGGUUGCGAGCUCCGAAUCGGAGCAGCUGAAACGCUUCGAGGAGUUCAUGGAGCUGAAACAGAGGCAGGAGUACCAGAUUAUGAGGGACAUGAUGGACAGAGAAACUAAAGAGAGCAUCGGGCGUCAGGAGAAGCUGAAGGAGGAGCAGCGACACAGGAUGAAGAUCAUCAACCUGCGUCUGAGGGAGGCGGAGCAGCAGCGCCUGCGUGAGGCGGAGCUCGAGCGGCAGCGGCAGGCGGACGGCAGGGAGCGGCUGCGUAACCUCAACACCAUCCAGGAGGAGAUCCUGCAGCUCAACCAGCUGCUGGAGCCGUCCACCCAGACCAAGACCGACCUCCCAGCGGCCAGCCUCAGCUCCUUCUGCACCCGCGGGAACCAGCUGUGCUCCCAGCUGUCGGAGGUGGUGCGGAAGACCGCAGAGGGAGAGUUUCCCAGCGUGGAUGACAUGACGGUGGCCGAGCGAGCCCUCCACGAGAUGAGAGCGCUGAUCCGGCUGAUGCAGGAGGAGGUCGCCAAGGCUCAAGAGAAGAAGAAGAAGGACCAAGAGGAGGAUGAGCAGCGCAGGAAGCAGGCGGAGCUGCAGGCGCAGCAGGAAGCGCAGAAGAAGGCGGUGGAGACGGCCAAAGAGAAGGCAAAGAGGAAAGGGCUGCAGAACAGCGCUGAAGAGAGCACGCUGAAAUGGUAUAAGGAGAUUCAGGAGUCGGCUGCUCAGUGUGCUCAGUCCAUCGAACAACUCAACUCCCCAAAAGAUGCCCAGACAAAGAAGCUGAAGCUGGAGCUCCAGAAAGCCGCCAGCAUCCCCGUCAGCCAGAUCUCCAGCAACUCCGGAUCGCAGCUCCGAGAAAUCUUCGACAAGAUCGACAAGCUGCUGUCGGGACGGUCGCUGGUGUCGGGGGGGAGGUCCGUCUCUACCUCCCAGCAUCCUCAGGGCCAGGACUUCGUCAGCUUCAAACUGGCUGAGAAGUUUGUGAAACAAGGAGAGGAGGAGGUGGCGGCUCACCACGAAGCCGCUUUCCCCAUCGCCGUGGUGGCCUCCGGCAUCUGGGAGCUGCACCCUCGGGUGGGCGAGCUCCUCCUCGCCCACCUGCACAAGAAAUGUCCGUACUCGGUCCCGCAUUACCCCCCGAUGAAGGACGGCACAGCUGUGGAGGAAUACCAGAGGAUUCUUGGUUACCGCGUGGACGACUCCGGGGUCGAAGGUCAGGACAGUUUCCUGAAGAGGAUGUCGGGGAUGAUCCGCCUCUACGCCGCCGUGAUCCAGCUGAGGUGGCCCUACGGCUCCAAGCAGGGGGCUGCUCCUCACGGGCUGAACCACGGCUGGCGUUGGUUGGCUCAGAUGCUCAACAUGGAGCCGCUGGCUGACAUCACGGCAACGCUGCUGUUCGACUUUCUGGAGGUUUGUGGUAACGCUCUGAUGAAGCAGUAUCAGGCCCAGUUCUGGAAACUCAUCCUAAUGCUUAAAGAGGAAUACUUCCCGAGAAUUCAAGCGGUGACCACCAGCGGAGAGAUGGGCUCAUUCAUCAGACUCAAACAGUUUCUAGACACGUCGCUGCAGAGCCGACAGAUCCGUCCGCCCAAAGGCCAGCUGAGCUCCAUGUUCUGGGGAUCCUGAUGGAGGAAGAGGAGCCGCCGCCAUGUUGGAUUUUGCUGCUGCAUGACGCCGUUUAGGACUGAGUAAAGCAGAGCGAUGCUAAUAAACUGUUUCCUUUGUGGCUGGAAGCAGACUUUAGUCAGUAAUCAGGGAGGAAACGUUGAAGCUGCUACUGGAGGAAGAUCCGCUGACGUAACGCAGCUUCUGUGGCUCAUGAACUGUACGUUUCAUUUGAUGGAUGACGACACAGUGGAGGCCACGCUCAACUACAUUUUCUGGAUGCAAUAUAGUCCAAAUUAAUUUAACAGCUUUGGAAGAAGGUUUUUCUGCCUAUUACAGCUUUAGAGUAUACUUGAUCAUUUAUGUCUUUGCAACAAAAGUCUAGCAAAGAAACAGCCGGGUUUGCUCCUUCUUACUUUACAUGACGUAAUUAUGUUUGAGAUGUAAACGUCUCGCUUCUUUCACGUUCAGGCUGAAAAGGUUCUCCAGUGUUCAGGAUCAUAACGUUGAAGCUGUUUUAACAGUUUUACUGUUAGUUUGUUAUAAUACCUGUGUAGGGGGAAAAAAGCUUUUCAUUUUACUCACUAAAUUUGGUCACACUACUGUUACUUUAAAAGUCUCUGUUCGAAUCUAAAUUGUGUCGAAUGAUUUGAACCUUUUUUUUAUGUUUUUAUGACUCCACCAUGUGGAACAAAGACUUGAGGUCUGAUGAGCUGUCGUUGAAUCAUUGUGAAUGAGGUUAUCCCAAAAUUACAAAUAUAUAUUUAAAGGGGUUUAACUGCUAAAGUGCAUUAGUCAGUGUUUUCCAAAACAUUUGCUCGUCAUGUUGAAACAGAAAUCUGAAGAUGACUCAGCGCUUUAAAGUGAAAUGAAAAUGAAAGUCAUUGUGGAGGAGCAGAGCAGAUAUAGAUUGUUAUUGUUAUACAGGUGUGUCACCAGAAUGAUUGUAAUCUUCAUCUAGAAACCAAAUGUCUGAAAUAAAACCUCUUCAGCAGUUUA
Molecule: messenger RNA, 3230 nt
Organism: Sebastes umbrosus (honeycomb rockfish)
Lineage: Eukaryota; Metazoa; Chordata; Actinopteri; Perciformes; Sebastidae
Gene: gle1
Product: GLE1 RNA export mediator
Exons: 15
Coding region: 114-2252 (712 amino acids)
Biological process (GO): regulation of translational termination; regulation of translational initiation; poly(A)+ mRNA export from nucleus
Cellular component (GO): cytoplasm; nuclear pore cytoplasmic filaments; nuclear pore
Molecular function (GO): inositol hexakisphosphate binding; phospholipid binding; translation initiation factor binding
Source: RefSeq, a predicted model, not a curated record